AUGCUGAGAUUCUAUGCUCGAGGUAUUCUGAAAAGGUAUGGAAGCACAGCAGGUUAUGCUCAUGGUGCAGCUGCUACGAAGAAACUCGCAAAGAACAGAGUGCAGGAUAUCCCGUCACCAAAAAUCCUUAAGAGCUAUCUCGAUGAGUAUGUGAUUGGUCAGGAAACGGGUAAGAAAGUGCUAAGUGUUGCAGUGUACAACCACUAUUUGAGAAAUCUGGACAAGAAGAGAAAAGCUGAGCUUCAAGAGCAGAAGAGAAUACUUGAGGAGGAAAGUCUGAGAGACGACGAGGAGCCCCUUUACUCUAGUAGCUCCGAGUCGUCGGUUGGGCUGAAGAAUUUACAGCAGCAAUACGAUUCGAUCUCGGCGAGAAGUGACGAUGACUUGGAAUUAGGUAAAAGCAACAUUUUAGUCAUUGGACCUUCUGGAUCUGGUAAGACUCUUUUGGCGUCCACGUUGGCAAGGUUCUUAGACGUUCCUAUUGCAAUCACGGAUUGCACGCAGAUGACCCAGGCCGGCUACAUAGGCGAAGAUGUUCAGGUUUGCAUCGAGAGACUACUGGUCAACGCUGAGUUCGACGUGGCAAAAGCGGAAAAUGGUAUAAUCGUCCUGGAUGAAAUAGAUAAGCUUGCCAAGCCUGCUGCCAGCAUUGGCACCAAGGAUGUUUCUGGAGAGGGAGUGCAGCAGUCGCUCCUAAAAAUAAUCGAAGGCCAUAAGGUAGAAAUCAAUGUAAAGCGGCCACUAAAGGCUGGUACAGACAACAAAAACAACCAGACAACUGCUAAAAAGGAUGAAACAUUCAUAAUUGACACGUCUAACAUCCUGUUUAUGAUAAUGGGGGCGUUUGUAGGCCUGGAUAAACAUGUGGUCAAGAGAAUCAAAGGCCUUCGUCAAUCGAAGGAAGAGCAAGAAGACGAUGUCCAAAAGCUUAGAUUCAGCAAUACAAUAGAGGAAAUAGACUUAGGAAAUGGAAAGAAGGUAUCUGCUUUGAGCUUGGUGACCCCAACCGACCUUGUGAGUUUUGGGUUAAUACCAGAGUUAAUCGGGAGAGUCCCUAUUGUGACUGCAUUAGAGCCCUUACAACAAAAGGAUCUUUAUCAAAUUUUAAAAGAACCGAAAAAUGCUAUCCUGGAUCAGUAUGAAUACAUUUUUGAACAGUUUAACGUUAAAUUAAGCGUAACCAGAAAAGCACUCGAAAAAGUUGCGCAAUUGGCGUUGAAGGAGGGUACUGGUGCCAGAGGUUUGCGGGGAAUCAUGGAGAGAUUACUGCUUGAUGUCAACUACCAUUGCCCGGGCUCUGGAAUCUCUUACGUUUUGAUCGAUGAAGAAACAGUAAAAUCUUUACAACAAACAGAACACUCGUUAGCGACUCAUGUAAACGCAAAGUAUUAUUCCAGAGGUCAGUUGGAUGAUUUCAUUCUUGAUGCUGGAAGGGAAGAUGUAGAAUUGGCUCAGGAAUUAGAUGAAGAGUUCGGGAGAUUAUCUACCAGAAAGAAGGAAGGCUGUAUUAAAUAA
Torulaspora globosa is the source of this 1515-nucleotide messenger RNA. It is a transcript of the gene MCX1, whose product is annotated as Mcx1p. The transcript has a single exon. Gene Ontology annotation, cellular component: mitochondrial matrix. Gene Ontology annotation, biological process: proteolysis; protein catabolic process. Bases 1 to 1515 code for a protein of 504 amino acids. Gene Ontology annotation, molecular function: ATP hydrolysis activity; ATP binding. Lineage: Eukaryota; Fungi; Ascomycota; Saccharomycetes; Saccharomycetales; Saccharomycetaceae. The record is from RefSeq and is a predicted model, not a curated record.